Messenger RNA from Cloeon dipterum, 1729 nucleotides. RefSeq names its product vesicle trafficking 1 (gene Vta1). Gene Ontology annotation, biological process: late endosome to vacuole transport via multivesicular body sorting pathway. Bases 33 to 1019 code for a protein of 328 amino acids. The record is from RefSeq and is a predicted model, not a curated record. NCBI's taxonomy places the organism in Eukaryota, Metazoa, Arthropoda, Insecta, Ephemeroptera, Baetidae. The transcript is spliced from 5 exons. Gene Ontology annotation, cellular component: multivesicular body.
CUUUGCAUCCAGGUGAUCACUUCGUCGGUAAUAUGAUUUCAGAUAUGGCGGACCAAUUCCCUCCAUGUCCACCACAAUUUAAAUCUCUGCAGCACUACUUGAAGAUUGCUGCAGAACAUGACCAGAGAGAUCCUGUUGUUAGCUAUUGGUGCCGACUGUAUGCAAUGCAAACUGGCUUGAAAAUUGACAAGAAGUCACCAGAUGCUCUAAAGUUGCUGAUUAGCCUGAUGGACUGGCUUGAGCAGAAGAAAAAGGACAUGGCGGACAAUGAGAGCAUUACAAACGAUGUAGCUGCUCAGGCAUACAUGGAAAACCACGCGUUGAAAAUUUUUGACUGGGCCGAUGGGCAAGACAGGGCGGGGAUUUUCAACAAGAAUGUGGUCAAGUCCUUUUACACCGCGGGCAUGCUUUUUGAUGUGAUGGAGACUUACGGCGAACUCACAGAGAGCAUCUCUCAAAGCAGAAAGUACGCCAAGUGGAAGGCUUCUUACAUCCACAAUUGUUUGAAAAAUGGAGAGACGCCCAUACCUGGUCCUCAGGGAGAAUUUGAAGGGGAGGAAGAAGGUGCUUCUGGUGGAGAGGAUUAUUCGGCUCAGCCAAUGGGUUUUGUGAAGCCACCUAGCUUGUACACUCCAGAGCAGCCCACAAACAAUUUUGACCCUCCAAGCGCUAACUUCUCAAACUUUGACCUGCCGUCAGUGCCUCCAAGUGGAAUGAACCCAUACGAUUUGCCGUCAGUUCCCAUGAACCUGCCAUCUGUUCCUUCGAGCGAUGCUCCAAACGAACCCUCAUCGUCUUAUCCAUCAGUGCCGCCGCCUCAACAAACUCCAGUGACUGCACCUCCCGCAGCUGCUCCUGUGACCAGCGGAGGCGUGAGGCUUACUCCUGAUCAAGUUACAAAAGCCCAGAAAUAUUGUAAAUGGGCAUCAAGUGCUUUGAACUAUGAUGACAUUUCAACUGCAAUAUUGAACCUGCAAAAGGGUCUAACUCUGCUACAAACAGGACAGGAUCCUAGCUAAGUACUUUGGCUUCAGUCAUUUUAAUAACUUACACUUUAUAUUGCUAAGCUUGACUGCUUAUUCCGCAUUGUAAGUGCAGGGAAUGCUAAAUAUGCUAAAAUUGUUAAAAUUAAAAACUAUAUUUAAUUUAGCUAUCAUGUUAAUGAGUUCAAAUUAAAGCAAAUUCUGUGGCCUUUGUGUAGAAAGAUAUGAAACUAAAUUUCCAUUUUUUCAAUUAAGUUUGAAGCAACAACAAAUAAAUAUUAGUUCAUGUGGGAAAUUCCAAACUUCAAAUGAAGGCUUUGCAUUUUGAACUCGCAUUUGGGUAUCAAGGCUUGUUUUAUUGGACUAAGUGUAUCAAAACUGUUGUUUCACUUACAACGUCUACAAACAAGGGAGAUCAAAAUGUCAAAUUCAAUUUAUUUUACACUUGAAAUCCACCUGUGCCACGCGACAUUCAAAUUGUUACACUUUUAUUGCACAAUCAGCAAAAGUCACGCUUACCAUUACUAGUAAAUCUGGAAAUUUUCCUUGAAUUGGCACAGAAAAAUCAUUAAUUGGUGCAUCGUUGUACAAGUAGUACAAAUUAAUGCAGGUACAUCAAGUGCAAGUGUGACCAAAUCUGCGUGCUUUUUUGUAAGUGACUAACCACGGAUCACAAAAUUCUCUCAGUUCAUUCAACAGUGUUUACACUUUUCAUGAUAUCUCUAAUAAAAUUAAACCUUUAUGUU